UUGUGUUCAUCAAAAACUUUCACUUAUUAACACAGUGCAACUACUUUUUUCCGUAUUUAAUUUAGACCAAAACUUCAUUCGCAUUCAUGUGUAUAGCAAUCACUUCAAGAGAAGAAAAUCUUUUCUUAUUCUCGGUGUUUUAUUUUCAUUUUGGACUAUAAUAUUAAAUACGUUAAAAAAGAUGAGCUUGUCUUCGAGUCCUAACAUUGAGAGCUUUUCAGACCCUACUGUGGUCUAAAUAUUGUGUUAAGAGUAAGGAAGAUACAGCCAAACAUAUAAAGUAAAUAUCAAAGCAUCUUAUAGUUAUGUAGACAACAUGGUACUGAAAAUAGCAAUAAUCAACCAUUUCUUAUGGCUGUCACUGAGCAUCACUACAGUUAUUAGCAAUGACAAGUCCUACAAAAUAAAUGACAACCUGGAGUCAGAAAUGUUAAAUAAUUACAACCAGAACCACUACCUCGUGUUCACUGACACAACCGGAAGCAGACGACAUCGUAUAUGUAUAAUAAAUGGGGAAGAAGAAGACGAUUUGACCUUGACACUUCAAAACGUAUGGAGCACAAUGUGUAAUGACGACGAUGAGCAUAUUACUUUAGGGAGAAGCGUACAUCAUUGUGACAGAACACUGAGUUCUCUGAACAUAACAUUCAAGACAAAACAAUUCAAGAUAGAGAUUUAUAGAAGAUCAAGUAUUUUCCAGAUCGAAGUCAUAGUAGCUAGUGAUAAGAAACUGCAUUGCUAUGCUGGUACUCAAGAUUUUUACACUGAAAAAGACGAAAACAACAAUAUUAUAAUCUACAUAGUAAUACCAUCCUGCAUGUUUGUUUUCUUUCUACUUGUGGCUGUGUACAGCUGUUAUCGAUUUAUGCAUUCUAAAUCACGUCCAGAGCCAAUGCCGCAAAAUGAAUAUAACCCUCCAGAGAACAACAGAGACACUCAUCACUAUGACAAACCUUCCACAAAUUGUCAUCUCCCCACUGACUAUUUGGAUGUCAUAUAGGAGAACUCAGAUUAAUUGUUGCUACAGCGUGAACUAGCUCUACUCAAGCUUACUAAACCAAGAAAAUACAAAAAUAUAAACCCCCUUUAACCUACAAA
Messenger RNA from Biomphalaria glabrata, 1098 nucleotides. RefSeq lists its product as uncharacterized. NCBI's taxonomy places the organism in Eukaryota, Metazoa, Mollusca, Gastropoda, Planorbidae. Bases 317 to 1000 code for a protein of 227 amino acids. The record is from RefSeq and is a predicted model, not a curated record. The transcript has 8 exons.